GCUGAACUGAGUCUGCGCAGACAGCGGUAGGAAGCCGCUUCUCCUCUGGACCCUGUUCUUGUUGCUUCUCAGAGAAACCGACAGUUUCAUUAGCCGUAGUCGACUAAUUAUCAUUUUAUUUACAUUUUUUAUGUUUCCAAGUGCCUCUAAAACUCUUCAUUUCCCUCAUGGAUGUAACGAGACGAAACGACUCUCCAGCAGAGCAGGAAGGGCCGCCGCCCGCCACGACAAACUACGGCUCCACAGGGGGCAGCGGCGAGCACCAGCAUCCCAACAACCACCACGGCUGUAACCAUAGCAACCACAGCUUUCCCACGACGACGACCGGGGACUGGGUCACGGCGGACGAGGAGGAGGAGGCCCUCCGCAGGAAGCUGAAGUAUUUCUUCAUGAGCCCGUGUGAUAAAUAUCACGCCAAGGGCCGCAAGCCGUUCAAACUGAUCCUGCAGCUGCUGAAGAUCAUCAUCGUCACCGCUCAGUUGGUGCUGUUUGGCCUCAGUAACCAGGUGGUGGUCACCUUUAAGGAGGAGAACACCAUGACCUUCAAGCACCUGUUCCUCAAAGACUACGACGACGCCACAGGCGACUCCUUCGCCGUUUACACCCAGCAGGACGUCUACGACCACAUCUUCCAUGUAGUGGAGAAGUAUCUGACCUUACCGGAGACCACGGUCGGGCGCUACGCGUACGUCUACGACGUUGGCGUGAACGGCAGCGCCCUCUCCCUCUGCCAGCAGUACUACAAGAGGGGUCGGAUCGACCCGGCCAACGACACCUUCAGCAUCGACCCUCAGAUCAAAACAGAUUGCAUCGGCGUGAACCCUCUGGCCGUCCCGUCGCAGCGGCUCGGCAGCAGCUACAGGAACUUCACGCUCAAGUUCCACAAGCUGAUCAACGUGACCAUCGAGUUCCAGCUGAAGGCCAUCAACAUCCAGACCAUCAUCAACAACGAGAUUCCAGACUGCUACACCUUCUACAUCACGGUGGUUCUGGACAACAAGGCUCACAGCGGGAAGGUGAAGAUCUGGUUAGAAAACAAGGCAACGAUAAAGGAAUGCAAGGACCCGAGCGUCUCCGGACACGCGGAGAACUACACCCGGGUGGCGUUCGAUGUCGCCGUGGCCGUGGUGUGCCUGCUGUCUCUGCUGCUGUGUGGACGCUCCAUACUGCGAGGCAUCAUGCUGCAGCAGGAGUAUGUGCGCUACUUUAAGGAGAACCUGGACCGCCCGGUGUCCUGGACCGACCGCCUGGAGUUCAUUAACGGCUGGUUCAUCCUCCUCAUCAUCAGCGACAUCUUCACCGUCACCGGCAGCAUCAUCAAAAUCGGCAUCGAGUCGAAGAACAUGUCCUCGUAUGACCUCUGUGGCAUCCUCCUGGGGACCUCCACUCUGUUGGUGUGGGUGGGGGUCAUCCGCUACCUCACCUUCUUCCAGAAGUACAAUAUCCUCAUCAUCACUCUUCGAGCGGCGUUCCCCAACGUCAUCCGGUUCUGCUGCUGUGUAGCCGUCAUCUACCUGGGUUACUGCUUCUGUGGAUGGAUCGUGCUCGGACCGUACCAUGUCAAGUUCCGCUCUCUGUCCAUGGUGUCGGAGUGCCUGUUCUCCCUGAUCAACGGCGACGACAUGUUCGUGACCUUCUCCGAGAUGCAGGAGAGCAGCAACCUGGUGUGGCUGUUCAGCCAGGUGUACCUGUACACCUUCAUCUCCCUCUUCAUCUACAUGGUCCUGUCUCUGUUCAUCGCUCUCAUCACGGGAGCCUACGAGACCAUAAAGCAUCAAACCCAAGAGCCUCUCCACAUAACGGACCUCCACGCCUUCAUCGCAGAGUGCACCGACGCUCCGAGCUCCGGGAAGUUCAGAGGUCUGGAGACGUCGCCCUGCUCCUUCUUCUGCUGCUGUGACAGAACAACCACAUAUGAAGAUGUCCUGCUGGUGAACUGAGGUGACCUCAGAAAACAUCUAAGGGUGUCGGUUAGCUCCCCCUGCUGGCAAACGGGGCACACUGCAAUCAACCGGGUCAGCCAGAACCAAAGCGGGAGGAUUCGCCGUCGUCUGCCGGAUGAACUGUCCGAGUUGAGCUGCAGGCGUCUUCCUGGAGCUUUUCCUCUGGUGUUCCACUCCCAGAAGGAGAAAAAAUUUACAGUUUUUUUCUCUGAGCCGUCACCACAACUUCUGCACAAACAUUUCUCGUUUUUACUCUCGUUUUAAUCAGUAUUUGUUGUUGUUGUUGUUGUGUUUACUGUUACUCAACGAGGACUCGGCCGCAUGAACUGUCGGUGCAAAAACCGAAUGAGAGCGAGGGCCAAGAGAAGGACUGCUGUGGCAGCACAAACCUUUUUUUUUUUUAAAGUUCUUUUUAUUAGUAUUAUUUCAAAUGUUUGUGUUUCUCUUUCUUCUGAUUUUAACGUGACAGAUCAAAGCACAGGCAUUAAAAAUCACAAUAACGAAGGAGUUUUUUGAAACAGGAGGAGACCUCAGGGAGGCUUCGGGAGCAGACGGUAACCGACCUGACCUCAGAGGCGGGGCCUAUCUUAGAGCGUUUUUUUAAUGGACGGACGCUGUUCCCCUGUAAUGAUCCCUGCAGGAUGGUCCAGUCGCUCACGGAUGAGCCUCUCAGGAGGAUGAGGCUUCUUUAAUGAUGCAAACUUUUCCCAAAUAAUGAGCCGUUUGUUGCAGAGCCUUGAAAAAACUUUAUUCAUUUCCUGCAAACGAACAAACAGAACAAAAGUUUGGGUAGAAAUGAACGAACAAAGCAAACCGUAAUUAUUUAUAAUUGCUCUGCCGUCGUUCUUUUUAUGUUUUCAUAUUUUGUGAAGGAUGCCUUUCUUUAUAUUUUGUACCACACAAACGCACAAUAGUCGUUUUAAUUCAUGUCUCACUGAUUCCAGACGGUAUUUUUUAUUUUUUUUUUAAAGCUAAAUACAAUGAAGAGAAAUGUAGUUUUGAAUGUCAAAAGUGUCUUAAAACGGCCGUAAAAACAACAACGUGGUCAAUGACGAAACUAAAUAACUGCUGCAUCGUUUUGACAUCCGGCUGCGUUCCUCAUGCUGCACUUGAACUGUACUUUAGAGAACAACGAGAUGUUGUGUAGUCGACUGCUCAAAAAAAACAACACAACACAGUUUUUGUGAGUCUCCUUUGAUAUUAAAGCAUCCUUUUAUGGAACAAAC
Messenger RNA from Oryzias latipes (Japanese medaka), 3169 nucleotides. It is a transcript of the gene mcoln1a, whose product is annotated as mucolipin TRP cation channel 1a. The record is from RefSeq and is a predicted model, not a curated record. NCBI's taxonomy places the organism in Eukaryota, Metazoa, Chordata, Actinopteri, Beloniformes, Adrianichthyidae. Gene Ontology annotation, molecular function: NAADP-sensitive calcium-release channel activity. Gene Ontology annotation, cellular component: lysosomal membrane; plasma membrane.